Anastrepha obliqua is the source of this 1442-nucleotide messenger RNA. Its product is annotated as serine protease gd-like. The transcript is spliced from 4 exons. NCBI's taxonomy places the organism in Eukaryota, Metazoa, Arthropoda, Insecta, Diptera, Tephritidae. The record is from RefSeq and is a predicted model, not a curated record. Gene Ontology annotation, molecular function: serine-type endopeptidase activity. The coding region runs from base 7 to 1383 and encodes 458 amino acids. Gene Ontology annotation, biological process: proteolysis.
GCAGUCAUGCAGUCGUAUCUGCUGCUAAGUCUUUUAUUACUGCCCCGCUUCUCCACUGCUCAAUCGCCGGUCGCGUCGCCUUGUGAACAACAAUUCAGCUACGUGCGCGAGGGCAAUGACUACUUCGGCCAAAUAAAAUUGGAUCGUUUGGAAAGAGGACGCACCGAAAUUAAAGUGACAUUAUCUCAACACAACUUAUUAACCUCUAAUUACUACGGCACAAUCACGCCAUAUCCGGACGGACAACUGCAAGUGACGAGUGUGCCGGCAUUAUUUCGCGUGCAUUUUCCCAAUCCAAAAAAUCCACCGCGACUAACAAAACUCAGCAUCAAUGGCAAUGAGAUUUGUUCGGGACCAGAGUAUGCACCGCCCAGCAGCUGGUUUCAACUCACCUACAUCGUGAAUGCCUACAGCGGAAGUUUGCGACCACAAGUGGCUACGCCAGCGCCUGCGCCACCAGCACCUGCACCCGCACCUACGCCUAAGCCGGCACCACGUCCCAUUCCGACAUCCACUUCAGUAGCAUCAGCAGCACCUGCACAGCAUUCAGCCGCCGCUUCACCACCGAAAUUCUCUAAUAUCUUCCUCACCCAACGCGUACAGCAAAAUACCAGUUUUACUUGUGGCACUGAAGGUACUGUCGUUCGUCCAUUCUUGCACGGUGGAAGUGAGUUGGUACGCGGCCAAUUCCCUUGGAUGGCUGCUGUCUACCGCAAGGAGUCAGUGCACAGUUUGUCAUAUAUUUGUGGUGGUACAUUGGUGUCGGCGCGCACUGUUGUCUCAGCCGCUCAUUGUUUUCAUAGCUUGGCAGCCACGCAAUUCGUGCUCUUUCUUGGUCGCACCAAUUUGGAGAGUUUCAGUGAGGAUGGGUUUUUAACGCGUGAUGUUGAACGUCUGAUUGCCCAUCCGGAUUAUAAAAAUUUGCCAGAUGCGGAUAUAGCAGUGUUGCGUAUGACACCGAUUGGCAGCUUCAACGAUUUUAUUCGACCCAUUUGCCUGUGGACGGAAUCAACGCAAAUCUCACGUGUGGUCGGCCUAUCGGGCACUGUAGCUGGUUGGGGCUCGAAUGAGAAUGGCCAACUGGUCUCACCGAUAGCCAAGAAAGCGGAUGUGGAAAUUGUGAGCGAAGUGGACUGCCUACGUUCGUCUGCGGUCUUCUCCAAGCUAGUGAGCAAUCGAACAUUUUGCGCGGGCAAUCGCAAUGGCGUUGGACCUUGUUUGGGCGAUUCGGGUAGCGGCUUGAUAUUGAACCGCAACAAUCGUUGGAUGUUGCGUGGCAUUGUGUCGUUCGGACAGACCAAACGUGGCCAAUGUAAUUUGAACGAAUAUGUGGUGUAUGUGGAUGUGGCGCAACACUUGAAUUGGUUGGAAGAUAAUAUAUAAUGGAUUAUAUGAAUAAAUUCCUACUAUUACAUACAUGUUUGUAUGUACAUAUAAGCAAA